Biomphalaria glabrata is the source of this 4403-nucleotide messenger RNA. RefSeq lists its product as uncharacterized. Bases 2942 to 3964 code for a protein of 340 amino acids. The record is from RefSeq and is a predicted model, not a curated record. The transcript is spliced from 3 exons. Lineage: Eukaryota; Metazoa; Mollusca; Gastropoda; Planorbidae.
UAUAGUAUCAGUAUAGAGGGACUAAGUGACUACACUGCAUACAGUUCAAUUCGGAUGUCUCUAGUGUAGACUUAGUCCAAGUCUAAAUUUCUAUAAUGUUUGCAAUGCAGUCCUGGGUGGUGAUUUUAAUCAUUGCCGGCAUAACGUUGACCUCAGCUGCUGAGGAUCUCACGUUCAAUGAAAAUAUCUUAUUUCUAGACGACAACAUAACACUUGCAGUAAAUCCACCUUAUAUCAUAAACGGGCUGGCCUCAAACGUUGAUGUCCGAUGUCUUUUCAAACGGGACCAAGUUCCCGCCAUGUCCACCGUACUGUCUCUGGUCAUCGCUUACUCAAACGCAACUGACCAACCAGUCUACAGCUUUGUGGCAUCUGUGAAUGAGUUUGAAGGUCAUGCGCACAACAUUUCUCACGACGUUGAGGUCAUAUCCGGUUCCAUUGACAACCAUGGAGAAUCCUCAUUGCACAUCCGGUUUAAAUAUCCUGACUCAAAAAUGACUGGAGUGUAUGUAUGUGAGGUUCAAGGAUUUGACCAAAUCGGAAGGCCCAUAACAAAAUACACCAAGCUCCAAAUUUUACCAAAAGAUGCACAAGAGAUUUUUAAUCAAAUGGAUGUUUUACAAAAUACUGUUAAUGCUUUCCAGACGUGCCGGGAGGGACAUCUAAUGUUGUUUGAUAAAUUAAUACAGAAAUUAUCCCAAACUAGUGAAUAUAAUUUUACAGCUUCGGCUUUUUUCAAUGGACAUCGUUAUUUAUUAGCUGAUAAGAUCCCACUCUUUGACUAUAACGUGGACCAAAAUGUGUGUAAUUCGAUAGAGGGCUAUCUAAUAGAACUGGACACUCCAGACGAGAUGGCUUUCUUUGAGCGCUUCUUAGCUCAAACUAAUCCUAUCUACGUGUGGACAGGAGCUAAAAAAAAUCAUGAUGAUUCUUGGUACAAUGAGCAUAACUCGUCUGUUAGACCGUUGUUUACUUGGGCACCUGGUCAGCCAAUAAAGGAUGACACACGUAAUUGUCAGUGUGCUACUCGUGAGGGUGCUUGGAAAUUAUUUCCGUGUCUAUGUCCUUAUAAUCGCACUGAAUCAGAUCUAGGUUACAUUUGCGAGGUUCCAGAACCGAACUGUUGACAUAAAUAUAAACUAGCUCUAACCCGUGUCUCACUACGUUGAAAUAAAUGGUACUUCUUAUUUUGAAUGAAUCUUUUUUUGUUGUUGGAAAUCUCCAAUUUAACAUAGCUAUAAUGUUUGUAUUUUGUAAAACGUUUGUUUGUAAAUUAAUUUCUUAAAGUAGAUAAAUUUUUGAGGGCUUGUUUACAGAAACUAAGUAUGAACAUGAAAACUAUAUUUAAUAAGAAAUGUAAUUCUAUUUAAUAAUAGUAUAUAAACUAUCAUUGCACCCAACAACAACACCAUACUAUCUCUUUGUUUGUGUCAGUCUAGGCCAGGACUUUGGUAUCAUGAAACGUUAUGAAUAUUAACAAUGCAGGUGUAAUCAUGGCAAAGUAAGAGGGUUCGGUUAUGGUCCCGCCCUUGCACGUAGUUGCCAAAUGACUUGCUAUUUUCUGAGUCUCAGAUGUGCCUAAUUUAAGAAAACAGAGCUCAGAGUAGAAAUUCCAUUUCUCUCCUGACUGACGAUACCAGCGUUGAUUCCACCAGAAUGUGGUAAGAAAUUACGGAGAGAAAGAGUUCAUGAUGCGAUCGAUCGAUUUCCAACAAUGGAAGGAACGUCAUGUAAACAUUAAAACAACGGCGUUUUGCGCUAAGACCAGUUUCGCACUUGCAUGGUGUCAUUUUGGACAAAAGAGGACCGAAGAAAUGGACACUAGAAAAAUGCCAGAGGAAAAUUUGGGCAUUGGAAAAGUAUCUUUCAUUUAAAAUAGUGUUGAUCUUUAAGAUUAAUUACAUUUUAUUAAAUAUACCAUAUAAUUUUGGUAAGAUUGUUCGGUAAUGUCCAAUUACAUUAAAAUGUAUAUGAGUGAUACAAAAGAGGCGAUGUCAAAACGAAAACAAAGUUCAGAUUAGAAAGGGGGACAAAUUAUCUGUAACGUUUCUUACUUCAUUUCCUUUUAAUCUGUUCAGCGAGAAUACGUUUUUCUUCAUUCAUUUCAUUGUUUUAUUCGUAUAGAUAGAUAGAUAGAUAGAUAGAUAGAUAGAUAGAUAGAUAGAUAGAUAGAUAGAUAGAUAGAUAGAUAGAUAGAUAGAUAGAUAGAUGGAUGGAUGGAUAGAUAGAUAGAUAGAUAGAUAUAUAGAUAGAUAGAUAGAUAGAUAGAUAGACAGAAAGACAGACAGAUAGAUAGAUAGAUAGAUAGAUAGAUAGAUAGAUAGAUAGAUAGAUAGAUAGAUAGAUAGAUAGAUAGAUAGAUAGAUAGACAGACAGACAGACAGACAGACAGACACAGAUAAAUAGAUAGAUAGAUAGAUAGAUAGAUAUAUAGAUAUAUAUAUAUAUAGAUAGAUAGAUAGAUAGAUAGAUAGAUAGAUAGAUAGAUAGAUAGAUAGAUAGAUAGAUAGAUAGAUAGAUAGAUAGAUAGAUAGACAGACAGAUAGAUAGAUAGAUAGAUAGAUAGAUAGAUAGAUAGAUAGAUAGAUAGAUAGAUAGAUAGAUAGAUAGAUAGAUAGAUAGAUAGACAUACAGACAGACAUACAGACACAGAUAGAUAGAUAGAUAGAUAGAUAGAUAGAUAGAUAGAUAGAUAGAUAGAUAGAUAGAUAGAUAGAUAAAUAGAUUGAUAGAUAGAUAGAUAGAUAGAUAGAUAGAUAGAUAGAUAGACAGACAGAUAGAUAGAUAGAGAGGGAGUGAGAGAGAUAGAACCCUUGCCCGAGCCUUCUGCAGCACAACGGAUGGAGGAGUGACCAUUGUGACCUCAGGCCAGAGAGUCUACAAAACGACUUCGUUUCAAUCAAUGAUCUAAUUUGAGCAUGUCAAAUUAUUUCUGUAUCUAAUGUUUAUACGUAAACUGUACUGCACUGAUUACCUUGAUGAAGAUCCUUUGUUCACUGAUAGUCUGCUGACACCGGACAAGAACGUAACAAUCUCAUUCAGUCCGCCUUUUAUUAUCAACGGGCUAACUUCUGACGUCGACAUUACAUGCAGUUUCACACGUGACCUAAUUCCAGCUAUGACGUCAAUAUUUUCUCUGGUCAUCGCACACUCGAGCACAACUGACCAACCGUUAUACAGCUACGUGGCCUCGGUCAACGCGCUGGAAGGUCACGCCCACAACAUCUCGCAUGAUGUUGAGGUCAUUUCCGGUUUAAUAGAUAACCAAGGAGAAUCCUCGUUGCACAUCCGGUUUAAAUACCCUGAUUCAAAUCUGACUGGUUUGUACGUAUGUGAAGUCCAAGGUUUUGACCAAAUAGGUAAACCAGUAACAAAGUACGCCAAAGUAAAAUUGAUGCCAACUAAUAUAAAUGAUCUGUUCCAUCAAAUUAAUAAUUUACAGUCAAACCUUACUGAGGCUAACGCAAAUCUAAGUCUAUUGCAAAAUUCUUUCAAUGCCAUGCAGAGCUGCAUGAGCAGGAAAGAUGAAUACAUUAAUAAAUUAACAAACCAGUCAAACUUCUACUCGCCUGUUUUCUUCAAUGGCCACAGCUACUACAUGACUCAAAAAAUAUCACGUUUUUUUUAUGCAGAAGCUCAGAAUUCUUGCAAGUUAAUCGGCGGAUACCUUGCAGAACUAGACACUCAGGGAGAGAUGGAUUUCUUUAGAGAGUACAUGAUCAAAAUGAAUAUCCCAUAUAUCUUCUGGUCAGGGGCAACAAAGCAGAACGGCACAUGGGCAAACGAGCACAGUCCAGAUGUCAGGCCGUUGUUUGACUGGGCGCCAGGACAACCAGUUAAUAACUCUGAUACUGUUUGCCAGUGUUCUUUUUCUGCAAAUUAUUGGAAGCUUACUGCGUGUUUUUGCGACGUUUAUGAUAGGAGUGAUCUAGGUUAUGUUUGCGAAGUGCUAGAUAGAUGUUAAUAGAUCUACGCUAACAAUAGUAAAUCUGAGGGAUUAGAAAUAUUUGUACAAGUUUUUUUUUAAAUGCUAUUUCAUGCUUUUAGCUUUCUCAAUACACCAUGAUCCUAUCACUUGUCUGGACCAGUUGGAAAGUGGUGGGGGAGAAAGGUCGGGGUAUCCAGAUGAUUGUUUUUUAAAUGUAUUUUUUUUAAGUCGGCAAAAGCCAUCUCAGGCUUCUCAAGCCAACAUGGUAACCACUUUGCUAGCGAAAAGCGUAUGAACAUGGAAGAUUGUAUAGUUAUCAUUUGUUUUUUUUUUCUUCAAUUUUGUAUUCACUAAGCCUCAGACGAUGACCCAUAAAGGGGACUAAUUCAGCUUAUACCGCUACUUCUGUCAAGUACUAUUUUUUUCCUUUGUUCGAGAUACUAAACAAAAUAAUGAAUUACCAAUAGUUAAUUAA